GUGAUGGCCGCUUUUCUCUUUAAUAACGGAUAAAAACCGUAAACAACACACAAGAACAGAGGCUGGUACCUAAAGCUUACUCUCUAACUACAAUGGCUCACUUCUUAGACCUCAACAGUCUCACCAACACUUCACCGUUGAUUACGAAACUAUCCGAGAAUCGUAAAACCGGGAAAUCUGGCGGGUUUGUUUGCAGGAGAAGUGAAGAAUUUCAAGAACCGGAUUCACUUCAUUUCACAAGACGGAUGACAUUGGGAUUUGCUGUCUCGAUAGGUCUUACCGGAAUUCUCGGCGAAAGUAAUGUUUCCUUGGCACAAGACAACGGGUUUUGGAUCGAUGGCCCUCUUCCAAUUCCUCCUAUUUACAACAAUAUCGUGAAUGAGAAGACGGGAACGAGAACAUUCAUAAAGAAAGGAGUGUAUGUAGCGGAUAUUGGGACGAAAGGAAGAAUGUAUAGAGUUAAAAAGAAUGCUUUUGAUCUGUUGGCAAUGGAGGAUUUGAUCGGACCAGAUACUUUAAACUAUGUUAAAAAGUACUUGAGGCUUAAAUCCACCUUUUUGUUCUACGAUUUUGACAAUCUCAUCUCUGCUGCUGCCUCUGAAGACAAGCAACCCCUCACUGAUUUAGCCAACAGGUUGUUCGACAAUUUUGAAAAGCUUGAAGAUGCAGCUAAGACGAAGAACUUAGCCGAGACAGAAUCAUGUUAUAAAGAUACAAAGAUUCUUCUUCAAGAGGUAAUGACCAGAAUGGCAUGAACCCAGUUUGGUUUUCACUGGUUUACUUGCUAUUGAAGAUCAUUCAUGGUUGAAACUCCAUGGUCAUAAAUUGUAAUAGCAUAU
Messenger RNA from Arabidopsis arenosa, 839 nucleotides. Lineage: Eukaryota; Viridiplantae; Streptophyta; Magnoliopsida; Brassicales; Brassicaceae. The record is from the annotation of a GenBank genome assembly.